AUGCACGGGGAUCCCAACGACACCACCGUUGACGCACAGGAACGCAUCCAAGCGAUCGCCGCCAUCACGACGAACUGGGGUCAAACCUUUUCCUCCAUGCAAAACUGGAUGCACGACAACACUUGGCUGAAGGGUGAGACAGAAAAAUUGUCGGAACAGACCUGCGAGAUGGACACUAUACGCGCAUUCCGGACUCUGUCACAGAGCACUCAGAACUGGGGCCAACAAGUCAAAGACCAAAUCCAACAGUAUUACCUGCUAAGAUGGAACAACCCGACGAAGAAGACGCCCAUAGGGACUACAAAGGAAGAGAAAGAGAAGAAUCUGCGCGAGGACUUGGCCAAACUACGUGCGGGGAGGUUCAUACCGGAAGCGAAUUGGAAAGAGAACAACACGAAGAGACCGCGAGUGGGAGAGAUUGGUGGGAAGAAGGCGAAGCCAAGGAAGAAGUCGAAGAAAGACGGUAGUAGGGAAGAGCGAGACGAAGACGAAGAAGAGGACGAGCCUCACCCACCACCCAAUCCUAAGCCCGCGACCAAACCAGUCAAUAUUGGAGCGGUAAAUGAGAUCAGACGAAGACUAAGAUCGCAUGGACAUAAUGGUGCAGAGGGAGGGGCAACGCAGACGGGAAAGCAAAAGAACAACGCAAACCAAGCAGAGGACGACGACGCAGCAAGCAUUGCAAGCGAGCCACCCCAAGCCAAAACGAUACGCACUCCUGAACAACGAAACUUGGCUCUCUCCGACAUAUACCGAAACUGGAAGAUCGAUUCACUGAACCGAGACUUCCCAGCUAUGCUACGCGGAGCUGAUCUCAAUGCCGCAAACGACAAUGGCAUUGAAGAUGUGAUCGUUGAGCUACUUCGCGACUUGUCCAACGUUUCUGCUACAAAAGAGCAAGCCAACGCGAUCAAAGAAGAACUGCAGCUGCGCUUCAACAAGAUGAAGGGAUAUGAUUUGAGGGAGGUUCAUUUUGCCAUCACAACUACUGCUCAUAACUGCUACUACGCUUCGGAGUCAGGGACGGACUGGCCUGAACUAUCAGGCGAUGAGGGUGAUACGAAUGAGCAAGGCCCUCCGCUAGAUGUAGCACCACCAGCACCACCAGCACCACUAGCGACACGACCAGACAGACACCAACGUUAUGCCGCACGAAGCGAUGAAGCAUCGCUCGAACUGCAAGCAGCCUGGGAUGCAGUGGUAGUCGCUGAAGCGGCGGUGAGAGUCGCGCAAGACAAGCGUACUCGCGCUGCUUUCCAGGGCGAGACUGCAUACCAGCAAGCGACUCGCCAGUUGAGAGUUUCUGAAGAACAGCUUCGUGUUGCUGAGGCAUAUGCAUGUGCGAGGAGUCUUGGAAUAUCGCAGAGACUGGGUGAGACGGCUGGACCGAGUAAGGAUGGGCGCGGGCAGAGGCCGAGUGGUGAUGUCGGAGGUAUAGUGGAAGAGCAAGGACAGCACCGGCAAGGGGGAUCUGGGGAGGGUGGAGAUGACGAAGGUGAUGAGGAAGGAAGAGUGGCCUAG
This is a messenger RNA of Alternaria triticimaculans, 1521 nucleotides long. RefSeq lists its product as uncharacterized. Bases 1 to 1521 code for a protein of 506 amino acids. The record is from RefSeq and is a predicted model, not a curated record. NCBI's taxonomy places the organism in Eukaryota, Fungi, Ascomycota, Dothideomycetes, Pleosporales, Pleosporaceae. The transcript has 2 exons.